Molecule: messenger RNA, 1659 nt
Organism: Moesziomyces antarcticus
Lineage: Eukaryota; Fungi; Basidiomycota; Ustilaginomycetes; Ustilaginales; Ustilaginaceae
Product: cytosine-purine permease
Exons: 1
Coding region: 1-1659 (552 amino acids)
Biological process (GO): transmembrane transport; nucleobase transport
Cellular component (GO): plasma membrane
Molecular function (GO): nucleobase transmembrane transporter activity
Source: RefSeq, a predicted model, not a curated record
AUGAAGCUCUCGCUGCCUAAGAAGGGCUCUUUUCGGCUCAGGCUCUCGCAAGAGACGGCGCUGGACAAUCAUGACCUCAAGCCCGUACCUCCGUCCAAGCGCACGUGGCGCGCUGUCGACUGGAUCUCGUACUGGAUCUCGGACCAGUUUGCGCCCGCCACCUGGCAGCUCGGUGCCUCGAUGGCAGCCACGGGUGUCACGGCGCGCGCAGCCAUUCCGGCCGUCUUCUUCGGCUUCCUCUUUGUCGGUCUUGUCAUGUGGGCUGCAGGCGUCAUUGGCGCCACCUACCACGUAGCGUUCCCCGUGAUCAACCGCGCACCCUGGGGCAUCUAUGGCUCGCGAUUCCCCGUCGCCGCACGUGCCUUCCUGGCACUCAUGUGGCUCAGUAUCCUCACCUUGACGGGAGGCAGUCUUACCGAGCAGUUGCUCAUCUCACUCUCGCCGCGCUUUGCCAACAUGCCUAACCAUCUGCCCGAUUCGGCCAACAUCACCUCGCGCGGUCUGCUGUGCUUCUUCAUCUACUGGCUCGUCCAGACGCCCAUCACCAUGAUCCCCGUCGCCAAGCUCAAGCAUUUCUUCAGGUUCAAGGCGAUUGUUUGUCCACCUGCUUUCAUCGCCAUUGGUAUCUGGGCGCUCGUCAAGACGGGUGGGGGUGGAGAGCUUGUGCGUGGACCAGUGACUGCAGGUGCCUGGCCGAUCAUAGUCGCACUCAAUGCAGCAACGACGAUCUACUGCACAGUGGCGGUCAACAUCGCCGAUUUCUCGAGGUUCUCCAAGACAGCCAAGGGGACGUGGCAGCAGGUGUUGCUGCUGCCUAUUACGGGCACGAUCCCGUGUGCGUGUGGGUUCUUUGCAGCCGAUGCUGCACUCACACUGUAUGGAGAGGCAGCAUGGGAUCCAGCUAAACUCAUCUCGCUGUGGCAGAGUCGCGCAUGGACGUUUUUCGGCGCCCUGAUCUUUCUCAUCGCCACCAUCGGAGUCCAGAUCAGCGCCAAUGCCAUCUCGUUUGCCACGGAUGCAAUGUCGGUCUGUCCGGCGUUUAUCGACAUUCGACGCGGCUGUGCACUGGCAGCUGUGCUUGCCGUGGCGCUCACCCCGUGGAACCUCGUCAACUCGGCUCAGGGAUUCAUCAACUUCCUCGGCGCAUACGGCAGCUGGCUAUCGCCCAUCUCGGCCAUCGGGUUGGUCGACUACUACAUCCUGCGUCGUGGUAAGCUCGAUAUUCGUCAGCUCUACGUCCACCCGGACGGCAUCUACAGCUACGGCAAAUGGGGCAUCAACCCCCGCGCCUACAUCGCGUUCCUGGUCGCCUUCGUCCCCAAUCUACCCGGCUUCAUCAACGCCAUCAAUCCAGCAGUCAAUCUCGACGUACCCAUCUAUCGCUUCAACUGGUACUUUGGCAUCACCGUCGCUGCACUCACCUACGGCGUACUGUGCAAGUACAUUUGGCCCCUCCCGCAAGAGUCGAUCCUCGAUGAAGCCGUGUAUCCUGACGAGGCAUACAUUUGGCCCGAACACGAGCACGACCACAUCAGCACGGGCAGUGUAGAGAAAGGAAGAGUGCAAGACCACAGCCCAGACUCCGGCUCCUUCGACCACCUCGACAUCGACAUCGUCCACGCAAAGUCCGACACCAAGGACGAGGACAUCAAAGAAUGA